AUGACUCGUAUUAUCAUCGUUGGAGGAGGUCCUGCCGGUAUUUCAGCGGCUCAGGCACUAGCCAAGAAUCUCACCGUCAAUGACGGCACGGAGGUGGUUGUUUUCGAGAAGAGCAAGUACUACUACCAUGCCGUCGGCACGCCGCGUGCAGUCGUAGAUGCCGGUUACACCAAGAAGCUGUUCGUGCCGUAUGACAACGCCAUCCCUGCAGAGGCCAGAUCCUUCGUCAAGAUACAGCGCGCAAUCGUGACUCGUAUCGUGUCUGGCAACGAAGUGGAGUACACACCUAUCGACGACGACGACGAAAUUCUGGCUGGUCAAGUGAAGCGUCUGGCCUACGACUACCUGGUCAUGGCUACGGGCAGUACGUACACGGUUCCCCUUAAACAGCCCAAGAGCGACUUCAAACGCUCUACGACGGAGAAAAUGAUGGCGGAGUUGCGUCAGCAGAUCGAAAAUGCCAGCAGUAUUCUCAUUGUUGGUGGCGGUGCUACCGGUGCUGGAGUGGCUGGCGAGAUCAAGGCCAAGUUUCCUAACAAGACGGUGACGAUCAUUGAGAGCAAGGACAAACUACUCGGCACAGACAACGUGCGCGAGAAGUUUCGUGCUCGACUCUUGAAGUUUCUCAAGCGUCUGGACGUGAACGUUGUGCUGGGUGAGCGGCUGACGGAGCGUCUGAACGGUAACAGCUUCGAGCGUCGUACACUGCGCACGGACAAGGGAAGGGUGCUAGAAUCGGACAUCCAGUUGUUGUGUGGAGGAUUCAGCCCCACGACGGAGCUGAUCAAGAAUCUUGAUGCCGGGCUGGUGACUCCGCAGGGUUUGAUCAAGGUGAACAGCAAGCUGCAGCUAGAAAAUGCGCGGUAUUUCAACAUCUACGCGUUGGGUGACGCGAACAACAACUCUGCGCCCAAGCACAUGUUGUUCGCCAGUCAGCAAGGUACGCACCUCGGAAACGAGCUGGCGCUUGUGGCUCGUAAGACGCAGGACAAUGUCAGCAAGGAUUUUCCCAAGGUAGAGGUGGUGCCGGCCAUGGUCCCUCUCGGUCCGAACGGCGGUGUGUCCCAGCUUCCUUUCUUCGGCGGUGUGGUGUACGGCAAUUUCGUCACUAGAACUUUCAAGUCCAAAGAGUACUUUGCCAGUUUUGCGUGGAAGAACCUGAACGCUGAAGUGCCAAACUAA
Messenger RNA from Phytophthora nicotianae INRA-310, 1182 nucleotides. RefSeq lists its product as hypothetical. Bases 1 to 1182 code for a protein of 393 amino acids. The transcript has a single exon. The record is from RefSeq and is a predicted model, not a curated record. NCBI's taxonomy places the organism in Eukaryota, Oomycota, Peronosporomycetes, Peronosporales, Peronosporaceae. Gene Ontology annotation, molecular function: electron-transferring-flavoprotein dehydrogenase activity; flavin adenine dinucleotide binding. Gene Ontology annotation, cellular component: cytoplasm.